Molecule: messenger RNA, 1048 nt
Organism: Drosophila willistoni
Lineage: Eukaryota; Metazoa; Arthropoda; Insecta; Diptera; Drosophilidae
Gene: CAH15
Product: carbonic anhydrase 1
Exons: 1
Coding region: 48-953 (301 amino acids)
Cellular component (GO): cytoplasm
Molecular function (GO): zinc ion binding; carbonate dehydratase activity
Source: RefSeq, a predicted model, not a curated record
UGUCAGUUAAGCAGAAACUGUCGAUCUAGAACUAAAAGUAAAACGAAAUGUGGUGCUGGUUAUGGGAAAGUAUUCCCAGUUUGACGGAUAUCGAUCCAUACAGUCUUGCUUUUGCGAUUGUCGCUUCCAUUCUGGUCAUAUGCAAUGUCUCUUCUGGGGUCCAAUUGGCUGAGCUUGGCCGAUACUGGCACAACGAGAGAAGGGAAGUUGACUUUCACAUCGUUCCGGCUCCAAAUCGUUCUUCCGGACCGAGCAAUAAUCAGAGUCCCAUCAAUAUAGAGACUGCCUGCUACGUACGAUCCAACUUUGUGGACCCCUUGCAAUGGUCCCACUAUGAUGAUCUCCCCUUGGGGAUUCGUUUGGAGAACAAUGGCACUACAAUUCUACUGCGAGCCGUCUUCCAGGGCCAAAUACCCUGCAUAGAUGGAGGCGAUUUAUUGGGCCGCUUCCAUUUCCAUGAGAUCUGCUUCCGCUGGAGCUGGUACAAUAACGCCGGAUCGGAACACACAGUGGACAAUCAACAUUUUCCCCUGGAGAUGCAGUGCCUCCACACAGAUACCGAUUCACCGGACUACACCUCCAGUCAAAGCCUGCUCAUGAUAUCCUACAUGUUCAGUCUGUCCGAAGAUAAUCCCUAUCUGGAUGUCCUGGUCCAGCACUUGGCUACUGUCCAGCGGGCUGGUCAAUGUGUGGAACUUCCGCCCUUUCCGCUCAGCUAUUUGAUGCCGCCUUUUUACUCCAACUUCAUCAGCUACCAUGGAUCUCUAACAGAGCCUCCCUUCCAUCGCGGUGCCGAGUGGUUCAUCUGGCCCUAUCCCCUGGCCAUUGGAGAGCGUCAAUUGAAUGAGUUCCGUCAGCUGCGUAAUGCCCACGGAGCCAGAAUCAGCUGGAAUGGACGCCCGGUUCAACAGCUGAUGGAUCGCAGUGUCUACUUUAAUGAAUAUAGGUGCUAAUCUCUUUUGAUCUCUUCGUAAAAGACUCUACCCAGAUCAUUCGAUUCAAAUGUAAUAGCUCCUUUUAUUUUUAUUUUAUAAUUUUAAUACGUGAU